Molecule: messenger RNA, 6497 nt
Organism: Myodes glareolus (Bank vole)
Lineage: Eukaryota; Metazoa; Chordata; Mammalia; Rodentia; Cricetidae
Source: RefSeq, a predicted model, not a curated record
CUGUGUGCAGUGGAGACCACGCGUGGGUAUACAGUCUGACCGCCAACCUUCACUCACUGUUGGUCUGUUCAUACAUCUUGUUCUGACACUAUGUGUGUAUUUUUUUGUUUCACAAAUGUAUUUGGCAGCAGUAGAUAUAUAGAGUCUGUAUAAAUCCUUAGCUUGGUAGAGUACUUCUGCAUACUUAAUUGUAAUUCUUCAUUCAGGGGCAUUUUUGCCCCACCCACGCAUCAUCUGAGAAGUACAGUUGGGUAGCUUCUGGCUGUCUGCUGUGGAUUUGUUAGUGAAAGUUUAUAUGUUUUUCACAGAAUGAUUGUCUGAAAGCUCUGCCCCGCCCCCACUUCCCUGGAGAGGUACCUGUGCAAGUCAGUGUAUUAGACUUGGAAGAGUUGGAAGAUGUGGCUGCACUUGGUUUUGCUCUGUCCCCACUUCAGCAGUAUUUACCUUGUUAUAAGAAUGCUUCCAGAAAUGAAAAAUGCAAGCACCACUGUGCCAUAGCAUGGUGCCAGUCCACUCCAUUGACAACUGCAGCAUUUGUGGGCCCCAGGAUGAGGUGGCUGUGGGUGCCCUGUGUAGUAUGCAGUGGCUCCCAUGCUGCUGGUCAUGUGGAUGGACUGUCCACAGCCGUUUUCUCAGCUGGGCUUGAGAGAACUGCAGGAAGACGAAGCCUCCAAGCACCAUCAGCACACUACAGAGGCAUCCUGCAUUGGGUGGUGGGUGGUGACUAUACAGGAAAGAGCCUUUGCCAUCCCUGGGUCCUCAUGGCAGGGCCAUGAUUUGGCACUCUUGACCAUCACUCACAGUUUCCUCCUGUGCCAAGAGGGUAACUGCUAAACUUCCCAGUGUCAGAGAUCUCUGAUAUGCUUGAACGUGAACUCUUGAGUGUUGAGUGUGAGGGGUUUGGGGGACCACCUUCCUAUCAUGAAUACUCACUCAACUUUGGAAUAUCAUCCUGACUUGAGACUUUAUAUUUACAUGAAAGAACACAGAAUUUGAAUGGCCUCUGAUGUCACUACCUAUCGCAGAUGCUGACAGUUCUGUGCACUAUAGGUAAUAUGUCCUGAGAUUGAUUGUUUUGGAACGGAAUAGCCCUGGUGGUAUAAGUCCUGGCUGCCCAUCAGUGGUGUUAUAUGUGAAUCUGAUGUACUGGUAGGACGUGAGUGUUGUGGCCUUGGGGCUGGUAUGGGCGUUAUGGAGAGUUAUGGAGUCUUCUGUAUCUGCAGUUCAUCCAUGCCCCUAGAUGAAGACCAGGUUAAAGGCCCAGUGUGACCCUAAUACAGAAGAAGACUGCAGACCUGUUUAUGCCCAACUGUAACCAGAUGUGACCACUGAAUGCUGCCUGUAUAUGACUUCUCUUUUUCUUUAGAUGUUUAAAACUUUUCUGUGUAUGAUUGUUCUGCCUGGGUGCAUAUCUGUGCACUGUAUGUGUGCCUAGUGCCCACAGAAGUCAGAAGAGGGUAUCAGUUCCCUUGGAACUGGAAUUAUGGACGGUUGCGAGCUGCCAUGUGGGUUCUAGACUUCAAACUCAGGUCCUUGUCAGAACAAGGUCUCUUAAUCACUGAACCAUCUCUCCAGCUGCUUGCAUGUGACUUCAAGGGAAUUUCCUCCUGAGAUGCAGGUCCUGAUGAAAUUUCUCUUGUCUGGCUUCUUUGAAAGUUUGGUGGAGACUCUGGAUUGAGGACUUUUGGACGAUAGUGUGGUAGCUAAUUCUGCGUGCGACUGUCCACUUGCUGAAUCUGCUAUGCCACGCAUGACUGCCCAUCUCCUCAGGCCCGACCUGCAGUGCCUGGAGGUUGUUUUACAGGUUUCACCCACGUGCACACACAGGAGUUCUCCCUCUUGUAAGUCAGAUAUCUGGCAACCCCUCCCAACUUGUGCUCAGAUGUAAAACAGACCACCCUGUGGUGUGGAGAGGGAGGGAGGGAGUAGUGGAGGUGGUGGUGGUGGUACCUCUCAGCACUUUGGGUGUUUAUAAGGUUCAGCGGAAGGCACCAGCACCCAAAGAAGAGCUGUUCCAUAGCCCCAGAGAUCAUUUUGUGUAGGGCAUUGACCACACACAGGCAUCUUUGGUUGUCAUGAUGUCCACUGUGUAGCUUCCCGUAGACUCGGACCUAACUGCUUGAACUCUGCUCUAAGCACAUUCAGCUUAGAAGGUGACUGCAAAUAAUGUUCAGUACGAAAAUCUUUUUUACUUUCAGUUUUUACUUUGUAACCCAAUCUGCCUACAACUGUGCCGCAGGCCUGCAACACUGCAUCUGGCUCCUGAAGACUUAUUUCUUACCGUUCCCUGUCAGUAAGAGUGGAGUAAAGUCUAUUUUAUUGGUUUAUUUGGACUUCUCAUCUUCAGAACUGUGUAUGUUGGGUUGCAGAGGAAGCAGGAGAUAAAUGGAAUCUUGGAGGACACUUAGGCCCAGGGUAAGGUCUGGGGGUUGCUGUUGCUCAUGAACCCGGUCAUCUGAACCACACUGCCUUGAUUCUCAGUAGAAUAUAACCAAAGAAAGCCAGGAUGAUAGCAUAAGCAGCAAGGCGUGAGUCACUCAGCUCAAGGAAGCGUGUCAUGGCUCCCUGUGCCAGAUUUGUAUAACAAAACAGAUAACACAGGGCAGGCAGAUGCACCCAAAAGGCACAGCACCCUACAGAGCAAGAAGCCUGUGCACGGUGGCCUAUGACAGGUAUUACCUGUCUGCUGUCUCCAUGUGGAGUCUUCCAAUUUAACUGCAAAGAUGGUUUUGUUAGUUGGGUGUGGGGCAGCUCAUAGUAUCAACUAGAGAAUGUCCACCCCAGCUACUGCCAACUGCUGAUAUUGCUCACCUCCCAGCCAGUUGUGAUCUUUCGGGCAAUUCUGGCUGUACCCAUACCUUCCCCUUUAAUGACUGUGGGAGCCUGGGGAAGAAAGCCCUAAAUUCUUAUCCACAGCCCCAAACUCAGACCUCUCCCUCCCCAGGACCUGGGUGGUGUUGGAGUCUGUACCCUCCACUCCCCACCACACCGCUGGCAGUACCUUGGUUACUCAGCUAUUCACAUAAUAGCAAGGGUGUCCCAACACUGAAGGGGUGGGGACUCUGUCCUCAGAAUCUGCCGUUAAAUCUCCCCUGUACCUUGGCCUCCCCUGCCCUUUCAGUCUGGCAGUGUAGCUCACUAGCUACCCUACCGCUGAUGCUCUGGCCUUAGAGAUGCAUCUCCAGCACCUUGUGGCUGCUCCUGCUUUAGGGUAACAUCUCUUCUCUACUUUUGUCCAUCUGUCCCCAGAGCAGUGACCCCUCAAGAAGAAAUGCUAAACGGCUGCCCGCUCUGAUUUUGGAUCAUCCAAUACAGUUUCUGAAGGACAUCACAUAAUAAGAUGGUUAACUAGAAGAUAACAGAUUAGUACCAUACACUAACAAGCCAUCCCUGGGCUACUAGGGAAGCAAACCUUUCUCUGGAUAACUGAUGUAGAUGGAAGAUUAGCUUUGCUUUUCGGUCCUGAUUGUUUUCUCCAGUUCUGGGAAUUGAAUGCAGGUCCUCAACUAUGCUGAGCACACCCUAGCCUCAGGUCCUAAUAUUUUUUUUAAUGCAUAUGUAUACUAUAGUGAAGACCUGUGGUGGGGCUGGGCUGUUGAAGGCUCAGAAGGCAUUCUGUGGAGGAUGGAGAGAAAAGUGGAGAUUCCGAGCGCAGUGGGAAGCCUUUAGUGAGGGUGUCCCUGGUGGCCUGCAGCUGUGUGGGGGAGGGAUUUAUUUAGGAAGGCUGGAUGAGCCGGUGUAAGGAGGGAGCCUCAAGCCCGCUGGUGAGGCGUGGCUGGGACCCACCCUAGCGCCUAGCAGGUGGUCAUCACUCACUUUGCCCAGGAUUUCAUGGUCAGUGACUUCACUGCCCUUAGUGCUUUUACCAACUCAGAUUCGCCCCCAAAGAUCCAUUUUUAAAGUUACCCCCCCACGACUUGUAGACAGGACCAGAGACCUUCAUACAUACUUCGCUGAAAGUUACUGCUGGCAGGUUUGGGGCCACAAUCCCCCAGGGAAUUCUCUUCUCCAGCCGGAAGUCCAAGUGGUAAGCCUGGGGCUUCGGAGCUGAAAGGUCCCUGGCCCUGCCUCCCCAGACAUCAGUGGGGCGGGACUCAAUUCCGGGGGCGACACGUCCUAGGAGAGCUAGACGGAAGCACUGGGUCUGACACGUGGACUUGGGCGGUGCUGCCCUGUGGGUUGGCCUCGGCCUGAGGUGGGAGGGCACGGUACCGGGACACAACGGUGCCCAUGCCAUCUCAGCUCCCCAGCCUGAUGCAGCCAACACCGGAGGAAGCCCGCAAGACCCCAUCUGCAGCAGCAGAGGAUACACAAUGGUCCAGGCCUGAGUGCCAGACGUGGACGGGGAUGCUGCUGCUGGGCACAUGCCUGCUGUACUGUGCUCGCGUCACCAUGCCCGUCUGUACCGUUGCCAUGAGCCAGGACUUCGGCUGGAACAAGAAGGAGGCUGGUAUCGUGCUCAGCAGCUUCUUCUGGGGCUACUGCCUGACUCAGGUGGUGGGCGGCCACCUUGGGGAUCGCAUCGGAGGUGAGAAGGUCAUCUUGCUGUCUGCCUCCACCUGGGGCUUCAUUACGGCCGUCACGCCACUGCUUGCUCAUCUUGGCAAUGGCCACCUGGCCUUCAUGACAUUUUCUCGAGUCCUCACGGGUCUGCUCCAAGGUGUUUACUUCCCAGCCCUGGCCAGUCUGCUGUCCCAGAGAGUACCGGAGAGUGAAAGAGCCUUUACCUACAGCACUGUGGGUGCUGGGUCCCAGUUCGGGACCCUGGUGACUGGGGGCAUAGGCUCGGUGCUCCUGGACUGGUGUGGCUGGCAGAGUGUCUUCUACUUCUCCGGUGGUCUCACCUUGCUCUGGGUGUACUACGUGUACAGGUACCUGCUGAAUGAGAAAGACCUUGACCUUGCCCUGGAUGUCCUGGCACAAGACCUGCCUAUGGUCAGGCCCUCCAAGGUGCCCUGGAGACAACUCUUCCGGAAGCCCUCUGUCUGGGCUGCAGUCUGCUCCCAGCUGUCCUCAGCCUGCUCCUUCUUCAUUCUACUCUCCUGGUUGCCCACCUUCUUCAAGGAGACCUUCCCCCACUCCAAGGGCUGGGUCUUCAAUGUAGUACCCUGGCUGCUGGCAAUUCCCGCCAGUCUAUUCAGUGGCUUCCUCUCUGAUCGUCUCAUCAGUCAGGGUUACAGAGUCAUCACAGUGCGUAAGUUCAUGCAGGUGAUGGGUCUUGGUCUGUCAAGCAUUUUUGCCCUGUGUCUGGGUCACACCACAAGCUUCCCCAAGGCUGUCAUCUUUGCAUCAGCUUCCAUUGGCUUGCAGACCUUCAACCAAAGUGGUAUUUCAGUCAAUAUUCAGGACCUGGCCCCAUCCUGUGCUGGUUUUCUGUUCGGUGUGGCCAACACUGCAGGGGCCUUGGCAGGUGUGAUAGGCGUGUGUCUGAGUGGCUACUUGAUUGAGGCCACUGGCUCCUGGACAUGUAUAUUCGACCUGGUGGCCAUCAUCAGCAACCUGGGACUGGGCACCUUUCUGGUGUUUGGGAAGGCCCAGAGGGUGGACCUGACCCCUGAUCAUGAGGACCUCUAGCUCCCUGACUAUCCGGUCCCACCCAGGACCCUGAUGUCGGCAGCCUAAGGAAAACAGCUCUGUUGGUGAAACCCUGAAUCUGCACCUCACAUGUGUGAAGCAAACAACAAAGACCACGGUCUCCUGGAGAAUCCCAAUGAGUCGGAGAGAUUGGUGGAGACAGACACCUGAACCCACACGGGCCUGUGUCAGGAGUAGGGUCGUGGCCUCUCUGGACAUCAGUGUACCCAUCUGCUGGUCAGGACUAUCCUGCCCCCCUCCCAGACUCAGAGGGACUGCUGCCUGCUCUUAAGGAUUCUGCACUGCUGACAGGGUCUUCCCAGCUCCCGUCUAUGUGGGUUGUUUCUCUGUGCUGAAAAUGUUUUGUGUGCUAGAAGAUGUUCAGAAGCAGCUGUGACCCUCCCCCACUUCCAGGCAUCUUCCAACCUCCAUCUCUCCAGUAGAGAUAAUCCAAGAUGUCUAUAGACAUUCAGCCAUGUCCCUGUGGUAAGACAGGCCCACAAGAACCACAGCGCUGGAGAGGACAUGGUUCCCAUUUUCCCCCAGAAGUCAGACUGCCACUCCAGUUGGACCAGUGUGUAGUAGCUAGGGGUCCUUGCCAGCCUCUGCAGACCCUGCACAGCCCUUGGUUCCCUUCCUGUGGAUUCCUCCGCACUACUGAUGUGUCCUGGGUAGGUAGGUGCCUGGAACUCCUUGGGCUUUGCUGGACACUUCAGCUAUCACAGAUCCCAGGACGCGGUGAAACUUCCCCCUACUUUCUGACCUUGUUUUUCUACCUCCCCUUUUAUACAUUUGUGGAGCCAGUGGUUUUAUGAACUGAUCAUGAACUCUCCAAGAUGCCUGUUAGAGAUUAUCUUUAUAGACAUGGUGAGUCUCACCAGAGCCUUAUUUAAGUGAAAGCUAUUAAACUAUUUAAAAGAAGA